This is a messenger RNA of Ricinus communis (castor bean), 3140 nucleotides long. RefSeq names its product F-box protein At5g39450. The coding region runs from base 725 to 2587 and encodes 620 amino acids. Gene Ontology annotation, molecular function: protein binding. The transcript has 2 exons. NCBI's taxonomy places the organism in Eukaryota, Viridiplantae, Streptophyta, Magnoliopsida, Malpighiales, Euphorbiaceae. The record is from RefSeq and is a predicted model, not a curated record.
ACUCUAAUAAUGCGGUGAGAAUAAUAUUGGGAGUGUUUCUACUUUUUGGGUCUUGGUUUUCUAGUUUGAGAGUAAUGGUUCAAAAUUGGUUGGCUGCCUGGCCAAUGGCUAGCGAGUAAAUCAGAGGAGGAGGGACCAAAAACAAAACUAAAGCCUAAUUUCCAAAUUCAUAAAUUUUUCUCAUCCUUGAGAGAAAUUAAAGCACAGGGUGGACUUCAAUACAGUGGUGAUGUAUCAGACUUGACAUCACUCAAUUUUAGAUUCUUUUCAAUUCCCAUACAAUCCAUCUCCCUGUCUUUGUUCUUUCUCUCUUGUUUAAUGUGAAAAAAGCCGAAUAAUCUGAAAGAACUCUAGUUCAUUUGUGGAGAAUCUAGAACAAACCCAGUUCAGUUCUUGUGAAUCCGAGGCAAGUGUUGUUCCAGUUUCGAAUAAACUGAAAUAGGCCCUGUUCAUUUUGCUGGUUUUUGUCUAUUUUUAUUUUUGCCCUCUAUUUUUAUUUUUGCCCUCUAUUUUUAUGAGCGUAUUAAACAACUGAGUCAUUCUGAUUCCAGGUCUUAAUCUGUUUCAUUUGCUCUUAAUAUGUUUUCUUUUUAGAAAGUGAGAUUCUUUAGGUUAUUGGAUCCUUUUGCUUUUUAUUAGAUAUAAUUAGAUAAUUAUUUCAUUUUUCAUAAUUCAGUUCAGUAUUGCUUGAUAAAGCUGUAAACAAUCAUUUAGAAUUGGUCAGAUGUCUGAGUUCUGCGGUUCGAGCUUGCUUCUAGCUCUGCCUGAUGAUGUGUUUGCCAUUGUAUCUCGGGCACUCUCGCCGAGGGACAUAUGCAAUCUCAGCCUUUGUUGUCGGAGUUUAUGUGUCCUUGUUGCCUCGGAAAAAGUUUGGCUAACCCAAUGUGACAUGGUAGGCAUCGUUCCUCAUCGGGACCUCAUUGAGUGGCGAAAGGGUGUCUCAUCAUACAAGGCGCUUUGUCGCUUCCUUGUUAGCGUUAAACCAUUGAUGGGAAUUUGGGUUCAUCAAAACCCUGAGCUGGGUAAUGUUGUAUAUGUAUUGCCUGGUUUUGUAUCUGUUGUUGGAUGUCGAAUAAUACCACAAGAGCUUGGCCCUUUAGGAAUUGAGGAUGGCCCUAUACUAUGGGCGCCUGUAUUUGAAAUUUUAGGAGAUCAUGAUGGUUCUGUUUUAUUUCUUUUACAUGGGAGAGAAAAAGGAAAUGACUAUAUUUAUCCUGGUUCAGUCAAGGGUGUUGAGGAAAACUGCAAUAUACUGUUGCUUGAGGUUGAAGCUGGGCAACAAAAGAGUGGCAAAUUAUUAUUGCAUAGUAAAAGCUUGGCUUAUAAUUCAGAUAAGGAGCAAUCAAGAAAGAUUUCCAGGUCAAAUAUUGGAUUGUCAAGGUCGCAGAGUAUGCUUGGACAGUGUGAUUCUAAGGUGCCUUUUAGCCGCUUGGCUUUUAGUGACAGAAGAAAGUUGAUUGAGGUUGUAACAGGUCAUAUUCAUCAAAGUGUACCUGAUUCAGCAAAUGGGCCGCUAUUUCCUGGGUUUUGUGAUGAUAACAACUCCCAAAAAGACAUCUCGCUCUUAUUUGAAAGGAGAACCCUCCUUCUGCAAAUGUAUAAUCUUGGGCAAAGUCACUUUGACUGGAAGGAAGCUCCUGAAUUGCCUUCUGAUUCUACUAAACUGCAAUUGAGCGAGACUAAAAGGAGCCUUGAUCACUCAAGUGGAUAUUAUAGUUCUCUGAAUGGGGAUAGUGAAGCAAAAGUCAUCAUGAAGAAGACUCUUAGUGGGUAUUUUAGGUCUAGCCUUAAACAAAUCUUGGGGAAGUCUCCCUCUAUAAAUGGCAGCCGCAUAAUUUCGAAGAAUAGUUCAAGCAGUGAGAAUAAGCAUGCACAACUUCGUGAAUUUUUGAGAUCAAGUGAUACAAUAGGACUGACGCUACAUGCCUCCACUACUAGGUUAUCUUCUUAUCGAGCAUGGCCAAAUAUGCAUGAUAGUCGAUUUGCUCUAUACAAGUUACCCUUACGGGUUCCAAGAGCCGACCAAGAGUUUGCUGGUUUAUGGGGCGGGACUUUUGGUUGGCCUCCUGGGAAGCCUACAGAGGAUAAGCCUGGAAAGGCUCUCUUCUUUCUCUUGAUAUCUUAUGAGGAAUCUGGGGGGCAAAGGCAACUAAUUGCUACCAAAAUAUUGGAAGGCACACAUUAUGUUCUGCAUCCAAAUGGCUCAGCAAUGUUUAUAGUGAAUAUUGAUGAGCCUUCACAGGAUCCAUUUCCGUGGGAUGUAGAUGCAAAUUCCAAUCCUGUGAGUGUAACACAGGCAUUUAUAGGUGAGGGUAUUGCAAAUGGAUAUGGUUUCAGAUAUCCCGGCUCAAAGCCUGGUUCCCUCUUCAUAAUUCAAAAUGGUCUUCUUGCCUUCAUUUGGAAGGAAUCUAGAGCUGUCUUGACCUUGCAGAAACUGAACUUGCAAGAGCUUUUGAAGAAAGGUGAACGGGUGCCUGCUCUACCUCCAAUUGCCAACUUUUCAUACUUGACCAAGUCCUACUCAAAUGUUUUUGCCAGCUUCUCAAAUGUUUCGACUUGUUUGUCUUCGCCAAGGCAAAAACAUUAAUAAGACAAUCUUUGAGUAUUCGAACCAAAAGGACAGAGAUCGAAGGGUUGUCCAACAUUCAUCUAGUUCCUCGUGUAAGUUUCAGUUGGUCUUGGACUUAAAUUAUCCCUGCUGCACUCUUUGAUUAUCAUGUGCUCUUCAGUGCUGCCCUGCGAGUACUUUGAUGAUCAAGUGGUCUUCAAUGCAGCUCAUUUCUAUAAUACUAAUUCUCUUCUCUUGAAUGAGAAAAAGGUUAAGGUGAUUCUUAUUUAUCCUAGAUUAAAAUUUAAUGAUUUUUAUGACAAUAAACAACAUUAGGUUUAAGCAUCUCAGUGGAAGUAGACAAUCUGGUGUACUUGUAAGUGCAAGAAAGAUAAUUCAAGAUUAUAAAUUAUCCAAAUUGCAAUUGAGUUGUGACAUAGGAAACAGAAUAAUGCUGUAACUAUUCCAAACUGGGUGUGUUUGCCGUCUUUCUCGAAAAUUACAUCUACUGUAUCAUCUCAUCUGAAUGGUUCCAAGCCUGGCCUUAUCAUCGUGAAUUGCCAAGGCAACAUCUUUAGAUUUUUUUUUUUCA